Messenger RNA from Erinaceus europaeus (western European hedgehog), 1565 nucleotides. It is a transcript of the gene MYADML2, whose product is annotated as myeloid associated differentiation marker like 2. Gene Ontology annotation, cellular component: membrane. The transcript has 2 exons. NCBI's taxonomy places the organism in Eukaryota, Metazoa, Chordata, Mammalia, Eulipotyphla, Erinaceidae. The record is from RefSeq and is a predicted model, not a curated record. The coding region runs from base 33 to 953 and encodes 306 amino acids.
AGAGUUGAGGCAGGAUCUGCCAGGCCAGUGGGAUGGGCAGCAUGGUGGAGCCCCCCAGGGGUGCAUACCUGCAGCUGGGGGCCCUGACCUCCGCGGUGGGCAUUGCCCGAGUGCUGCAGCUGUCGUUUGGCUGCACCACCCUCAGCCUGGUGGCACACCGUGGGGGCUGGGCAGGUGUUCAGGGCACCUUCUGCAUGGUGGCCUGGGGCUUCUGCUUCACUGUCACAGGCCUGGUGGUGGCCUGUGAGGUCACACAGCUACAUGGUUGUCUGUUCCUCUCCUGGGGCAACUUCACGGCAGCCUUUGCCAUGCUGGCCACGCUGCUGUCGGCUACGGCUGCCGUGCUCUACCCACUCUACUUCACCCGCUGGCCCUGCCCACCCGAUGGCUGCGCCGCCCGGGAUUUCCGUCUGGCUGCCAGUGUCUUCGCCUGGCUAACCUUCCUGGUCUAUGCUGCCGAGGUGGCUCUGACCCGUGCCCGGCCAGGACAAGUGUCCAGCUACAUGGCCACGGUGUCAGGGCUCCUCAAGAUUGCCCAGGCCUAUAUGGGCUGCAUCAUCUUCGGGGCGUUGCUGCAUGGUAGCCGCUAUGGGCGCUACGGGGCCACCCAGUGGUGUGUGGCUGUCUACACCCUGUGCUUUCUGGCCACGGUGGCUGUGGUGGUUCUAAGUGUGCUGGGCCACACGGCCAGCCUGGGCUGCCCCUUUGACCGCCUAGUGGUGGUGUACACCUUCCUCGCUGUGCUGCUGUACCUCAGUGCUGCUGUCAUCUGGCCAGUCUUCUGCUUUGACCCCAAGUACGGCCAGCCCCAGAGGCCUCCCGACUGCUUCAGCGGAAGUGGCUGUGCCUGGGACAGUCAGCUGGUGGUGACUAUCUUCACCUACCUCAACCUGCUGCUCUACAUGGCCGACCUGGCCUACUCCCAGAGGAUUCACUUUGUGCCCACUCUGUAGUCCCCAGAACCACUCCAGAGUUCAAUGUUGUCACUGUCAGUGUAAUAAUGCAUUGGAGCCAUAGGAAGGCUGUGGCCCAUUUUGCAGACGGAGACACCAACAGGACUCUGGAGGCAGCCCAACAUGUGUUUCAAUGUCUGGAGAUCAUAUUUGGGCUGGCAAAUGUGAGAUGACUUGAAGACAGAACCAGGCAUGUAGUGGAGGCUGUGGACAAUGGCCCCUCCCUGAGGCUGGAGAAGGAGGUUCCAGGACCCUGGAAAGAGAGCCACCUGGCCAGGACAGUGGGGCCUCUGCCAGUCACACAGGAGGUACCACUGUCAGAGAUCUCCCAGCCCUAGUGACACCAGCACAGAGAAUACUGUGAGGGGGCAAAGGUGACCUAAGGGGCCAGGAGGCUGGUGACUCUACCUAGAACACAGCCUGCCAGGAAGCCUAGCCCAACUGCCUGCCAUGCCUGAUGUGGUGGGAAAUGAUGGCGUGACUACAAGGACAUGACCCAAGACAUCUGGCAGCUCCCACUGGACCAUACCUCAAUGGAGCAGGCUGAUGGGUCUAGUACAGCUGCCCCUUUGGCUAGCUCAUCCAGGAAAUAAAUACCUGUCUGUACUCCCA